Messenger RNA from Paramuricea clavata, 2954 nucleotides. Lineage: Eukaryota; Metazoa; Cnidaria; Anthozoa; Malacalcyonacea; Plexauridae. The record is from the annotation of a GenBank genome assembly.
AUGUCAGGUGAAGUUCGAUGUCGAAUAUGCAAUGGAGUCUGUCCGCCCGCUAGGAGAUAUGUACUUUACAAUGCAGAAAAUGAUUAUACAUCAACAGCGAUGCUGUUUUUCAAGGCAUAUGGUUUGUCUAUUAGACGAGACAAGCCUGGAUUGUCUCGCCAUUGUUGUCGAAAUUGCCGAAAUAAUGCGAAUAGGGCCGUCGAGAAAAUUAAAAGUUAUAAGGAAAAUAUUAGUCCUCGAGGGAAAAGAAAAACAAUACCAUCCUCGCCAAAUUCGAUUAGAUCUCCACCAUCGAAAACAUCGAGACCUAACGAAAGAAAUUGUAGAUUUUCAGCCAGAUCAUUGCAGUUUUCCAACGACAAAGCACAGGUACGACGACAUUAUUUAAAUUUUAUUAUAAAAAGACCAGUCUUUUGCCGAAGAAAUAUGCAACUAUGUAUAUACUAACUGAAAUCGGUGUUUACUAAAUAUUGCUGGUAUGAUAUCCCAAUAUUGUCCGAGUGAGACUGUUUAAAAAUACUUUAUUUGUUAUAGCUAGAAAGUUAAACUUGUCAAAUUACACGUACGAUAAUUGCAAUUUUGCAUCGCUGUAACAAAUAAGAGUUAUUGUGACAAAUAUUGUAUUGUGACAAAAGAUAGGGUAAUUAAAUAAAUUUCUAUUUGAUACGCAAAAAUAGACAAGCUUUCUUUUACUGCAAACACUUUAAUUUUAUAUAAAUAUAAUGUGGUCGUCAUAAAGUGCUUUACUCCUGGUCUUGCAGCCUUGGGUGUGUUAAUUAUUGUAAUGUUUGCACUAAUAUUUUAACACAAAAUUAGGACGAAUAAUCCAUAAACUUAUUACAGACAAUUCACGCCAUUAAACCAAAAAUAUGAAGAAGUAGUAUACAUUGUAGAGGAGAUAACCGAACGUAUUUACUGUGUAGUUUCAUCAUCUUGUGUUUCUUUAUAUGACUUCGAGGGUGUAAUUAUCUAAAUGUUUGUUAUCAUGUUCAUUUAGCCAUCCCAUUCUAAUGCAGCAAACACGACAUCAAGUGUGAGCACGACGACAUAUCUUUCCUCACCCUGUCAAACAUUUACUACAGUUUCACUUCCAAUUUCUACACACUCAUUACCAUUCAUUCCACCUUUCACCGAAAGUGAAAACAACACCGACGAUGUUAUUUACCAGCUAACAUGCCAUUCAGCGAGAGGGCAACAAUCUGUUCUUGUUAACAAAAAGUGGAACAGUCUUUGCCAUUCUCUCAUGAAAAAUGAUGAUACCAAUGUUGUCCAUACAGUUGUUAAUACAGAUUGCGGGAAGAAGUUAUGUGUGGAGAAGACUGUAAAUUUAGUGAAGGAAGAAUGCGCAGCUAUGUGCUCUGCGGGAACGGACAAUACAACUUUGUUUCGUAAGAAAGAUGUUAACGACAUUUGCAAUUUUAGUUUCCUGAAGUUGAUGGACGAAGUAAAUGAGAAAACAAAUACGUUGUAUCAAAUUGUACUGGCUAUUAUUAAUCUAAAAAGUGCGGAAAGGAAUACAAAUAAAUCCAGAGAAAGGAAGCUGAUUGCUGCAGGCAUGGCUAUUUCUUUGCUGAUGAAGGCAAGAAACAAGAACAUGAGUGCUGCCCAAUACGUGGUUUCUUUGCUACUUCUCAAGGGAGGCAUGACAAAAAUGGUAAAUAUUACGUGAUACACAUUGACAUUUUGUUUUCCCUAAUCAUUUAUACAGUCCAACAUCCUUUAACAUUACGUGCUAUUUUUGUCAAAACAGCUUGCUUUUUCGAAUUUUCUUGAACAUAAAAUCAUAGGAUUUAUCUAUUUUGAAUAUCAGUGCUCCAAGAUACGUAUGAAAACAUUUUUUUUAAAAAUUGUUGUUUAAACAAAAUAAAAAAUAACAGCGCAGUAAUUCCCGCCAAAAAUUAUCUGUAAGUGAACUUACCGGGUGAACUACAUGCACAAAACACAUGCAAAUGGGGUUUUUUCUUGGAAUUUUGUCGAGUUCAAGAAAGAUCGUUCUUGAAAUACUUAGUAAUCAACUAAAAUUCUAUUUAAUCUGAUUCCGUUUCAAGAACAUUUAGGCUGUACGAAAUAAAAUUGAGCGAACUUAAAACUUGGCAAAAAUUAGAAAUAUAAUCCUACAACUUAUGCUUGGGAUUGUUUUGACUAACAGGGGUAUAACAGACUGAAUCACCUGAAGCUAUGUAUGUCUUAUGAUACCACACAAACAUUUGUGGCAAAGCUUGGUGAAAACCAUGACAGUAUGGUAAGACAGUGGUUUGAAACAAAUCCAGGUCAAGUGAAGUUUUUGGGUGACAACAUUGAUAUGAGAAUAACUGUAAGUAUAAGAAUAUAAAAAAUACCUGUUUUUCCAAUUACAGAUCAACCAUCACAGUACCACGCUUCUAAAAACCUUUGAAAUGUCAAAAACCCUGAAUGUUCAUCAUGCUGAGCUUGCCUAGUGUGCCACGCCCCAUGUGGUAGGUUACAUUUACUUAAAUAAAAUAUUUUUUCUUUUUUUAAUAUAGCCUAGAGAUCAAAGGGGUACAAACCAAAAUAAGGAUUGUCAUUGGUUUUUAACAUUGGCAGUGAAAGACAGAAUUCCAUAUGAUGAAUUACCUGAUGAUAAGCCCAUCUGCAAAUUGGCAAAAUUACCUCUUACAUCCUUCUUGCUAUCAGCUGAUGACAUCAGCAAUUUUAGAAGUAAUUUUGCUAUCCUGUUAUUGCACAAUGUAAUUGGUAAAUUGAAUUUCCUGAAACCAUUUCAGAAAUAUGUCCCAAAGCACAUUAGACACACAUACAGUGAGCAAAUGAGCAAGAAAAGCAAAUGUUUGCAAAUGAAGGUGUUUGCAAAUGAAGCAUGUAGUGAAGGUAUGGUAGAUAUUCUCGAGUUUAUGCAUCAAUAUAUCCACAAAGGAAAGGCAAAAGAACAAGUAGUCUUUGGAGGGGAUCAGCUAACUUGCGAGCGUGCGGUCGGU